AGUACUAUAUGUUCUAUUGACCACUAAACACUAAACAAUAAUAAUGAAAGUGAUGUGAUAAAAAAUUUAUUAAGUUAUACAUAAUUAAAAACUAAGCCCAUAUUACAAUAAGCGUAGUAUUAUAGUGAAUUUUAUGAAAACAAGGAUUGGAUAUAUUUAUCUUUUUUUAAUUUAUUUCCGGUGUACAAACUACAAAAUGAUUAAAUUAACUUUAAAAGAAGCAAUGAAGAUCGGUUUCAUUGGCGGCGGUAAAUUGGCAUAUGCUUUGGCGAAUGGGUUUAUUUCUGCAGGGCUAGCAAAACCUGAUGAAAUCACAGCAAGUUGCCAUCCAUCGGACACUGUCAGUGCCGAAGCCUUUAAGAAUUUGGGAGCAACGGCAGUAUUUGAAAAUGUACCCGUAGUAGAGAGAUCAGAAGUUGUGAUUGUAUCAGUCAAACCAGACGUGGUGGUGCCAGCUCUUAAAGAUGUAAAAGAUCUGCCAGCUUCGAAGAACAAAUUAUUUAUAUCAGUAGCUAUGGGAGUUUCUACCGGCACUAUUGAAAGGGCUCUUCCAUCAGAAGCGAGAGUGAUCCGCGUAAUGCCUAACACUCCAGCGCUUGUGAAAGAAGGAGCCGCAGCUCUUAGUAGAGGUUCCAGAGCCACAGCAGAGGACGCUAAAAUUGCAGCCGAGCUGUUCCGUGCUGUGGGUACGUGCGAUGAAGUACCUGAAUACCAGAUGGAUGCUGUGACGGCGUUGAGUGGCAGUGGACCCGCUUAUGUUUAUAUGCUAAUAGAAUCAUUAGCAGACGGAGGAGUACGCUGUGGUUUACCGCGCGACCUAGCGCUAAAACUAGCAACACAGACAACACUCGGCGCGGCGGCCAUGUUGCGUAAUGGCGGUCACCCCGCGGUCUUGAAGGACAACGUGACGUCACCGGGAGGUUCGACCGCGGAAGGAACUUAUCAUCUAGAACAAAAUGGAUUUAGAUCUGCAGUAAUUGGUGCUGUGAUGGCGGCAACUAACAGAUGUAAGGUCGUCAACGAACAACUCAACAGUUAAUCUAAUAAUUGACCAUGAAAAAUUAAGUCUCAGAAAUCUACAUAUGUAUAUUUUUAAAUAAAGAAUCUUGUACGUGUAUAA
This is a messenger RNA of Melitaea cinxia (Glanville fritillary), 1120 nucleotides long. RefSeq names its product pyrroline-5-carboxylate reductase (gene P5cr-2). Gene Ontology annotation, molecular function: pyrroline-5-carboxylate reductase activity. The record is from RefSeq and is a predicted model, not a curated record. Bases 134 to 1039 code for a protein of 301 amino acids. Lineage: Eukaryota; Metazoa; Arthropoda; Insecta; Lepidoptera; Nymphalidae. The transcript has 7 exons. Gene Ontology annotation, biological process: L-proline biosynthetic process.